AUGAGGCCAGGUCACGGCAGUCGGCCUGGUACGGCAUCUGGGCCUGCCAAAUUAGAUGCGAAGCUACUUCAAGGAGAUCGUUUUCGAGAAUCCAGAGACAAGCUUGAAACUAGCUUGAAGAGUAUUGAAGCCUUCUAUGCAUCCCCACAGGCUCCACGCCAUGCUGGCCCGCCAGAUUGUGGACGGUGCGAUACCAAAAAGAGGCGGGUCGCUGAGGCUUACUAUGAAUACUAUCUUUCAGACGCCCCAGGAAGAUGGGACUCUGAUCUCCUCGAAUAUCGAGAGGAGAUGCGGAGGAAGUUCAACCAGCCCGAAGGACCACAGCUAGAAGAGAUACACGCCCUCUUCCAAUCCACUCUUCGAGAAUACCUCAAACAUUCUCUCCUCGCCUCAAAAGCAACCGACAACUCUGAUGUCAAUUCCUAUAAAAGUAUGGCAGCCGACCUUCUAGAGCAAGGAAAAGCAACCAACGAAGUCCUCGAAUACUACUAUACCUCUCAACUCUACUCCUGCAACCAGUCAGCAUCAUCCAUAAUUCGCGCUUUGAACGAAUCCAAAACCCCUCGAGAACGCGCCCAGAUAUACAUCUCAUUCUACUGCACACCCUCUUCCACCGACACCCCCCAACAAAAGAACAUCAAGCAAAAAUAUGCACGCCUAUUCGAGCAACUCAUCCCCCAUGACGAGGUCCUCGCCGCAUGGCGCAAAGAAGCCGCUGCUUCCCAAGAAAACAAAAUAGCGGAUCUAAGAGGGAGACUACAAGAGCUGCAAAUGGGCCAGAGUGCGCAUCUAAAGGAUAAAGCGAGAAAAGCCGCGAAUGCGCAGAGGAGGGAGCCGAGUCCGAGCGUAGUGGCUUGCCAGAGGGAGGGAUGUCCGCUUGAUGUUAACAUUUCGGGCGUGGAGGAAAUUAUCGAGUGUGCGGUCUGUGAAUGGCUGGAGCGGAAUGGGGGACGGGGUGGAAGGUUUUAUUAUUGUUCUUUUGAGCAUUGCGAAGAAGACGCGGAAGAGCAUGAGCAUCGUAAACAUCAAUGUUGCAUGGACAAUCGAUGCACUUCCUACCCAGAGGCGGGACCGAACGAGGUGGACGGAGCGCAGAUGUGUGGCCUUUGCCCGGAUUGUAGAUAUCAUGAUGUUGUGAGCUACUUUUGCUCCGAGGAUUGCUAUCGUGAGAAUGUGACCACGCAUCGUGAGGAGUUUCACCAUGGAAGGGAUAUCCCGAGCACUGGUGCACCUUUUGAUAAAUUUCAAGCGGCCAUGGACGUGGAGAUUAUGUCCUAG
Molecule: messenger RNA, 1278 nt
Organism: Lachnellula hyalina
Lineage: Eukaryota; Fungi; Ascomycota; Leotiomycetes; Helotiales; Lachnaceae
Exons: 3
Coding region: 1-1278 (425 amino acids)
Source: RefSeq, a predicted model, not a curated record